Messenger RNA from Drosophila serrata, 3840 nucleotides. It is a transcript of the gene gce, whose product is annotated as germ cell-expressed bHLH-PAS. The record is from RefSeq and is a predicted model, not a curated record. Gene Ontology annotation, biological process: regulation of DNA-templated transcription. Gene Ontology annotation, cellular component: transcription regulator complex; cytoplasm; nucleus. Lineage: Eukaryota; Metazoa; Arthropoda; Insecta; Diptera; Drosophilidae. Gene Ontology annotation, molecular function: protein dimerization activity; DNA-binding transcription factor activity.
UAUAUACCAAAAUAUAAUUAAAAAUGAAUCAACAAGAAAUAUGAAUACGAAAAUGUAACAAUAUAAUCAAUUAUCCGCCUACCCCGUCCAAAAAUAAACAAAGAAAACUAAAGUGCGAAGAAAAUCGGAGGAAAGAUGUUUGAAAAAAUACUACUACCGGAACUUUUCACCGAAAGUGGGACUAUUAAGAUACCAGAAAAAUACCAAGUGCGUUAAAUUCAAGAUUAUACCGCGGAACAAUUGAGAAUCCCGUUAUUCGUGUUUGAUUUUCGUUGUUUUUUGUUCAUAAUUUGUUUCCCUGCAAACACUCAAAUACAACAGCAAAGUACAAAGAAACGCAGCGAUAACAACGUUAAAUGCAAACUGCAUAAGACUAAUAUCAACAGCACAACAAAGUAAUACAAAAUAUAAUUUCCCAAAUCAACAAAAAAAAAGAAAAACAAAACAAAAACCGCAUCCUCCGCCCACAGUAGGAGACAGAGAGAGCGAGACGCACAGCUCAGACAAGAGUAAGGGAGAAAGCAGGCAAACCAAACAAACGGCACCGAAGCUUGCAGAGAAAGAUUGCGAGUGCGAGAGAGAGAGGCCGAGCAGCUGAGGAGAGAGCGCUAGCGAAAAGCUUCAUGCAGAAAAACAAGAAACAGCGCAAAACAUCUAGAGAACAUGGAGGGUGCGAGUCGCAGCAGGAACGCCGCAUCAGCCGCCUCCGCGAGCCACAGCCAGCAAGGAGGACGCCCCAGCCAGGACCGCAUUGAGCAGGACCUCAAGCAAGACAUUCCCUACUUCGACGAGCCGCCGGCGAUUAAUGCCAGCGAUCUGCUCGUGCUCGGCAAGAGCGAGUGCAGCCUGGACGACCUGGCCUGGGAUCCCAACGACAUGGAUGCGGAUCAGGAGCAGGACCAGGACCAGAACCAGAACCAGAACCAAGACCAAGACCCCAACCUAGAUGCAGACCAAGGGCAGGAGGAUAACUAUCCGGAUGAGAACGAGAGUUCGGUGCUCGGGAGCGACUAUGCGCCAAGUGGCAGCGGAAGUGCCGCCAAUAGCUUCUAUAUGUCGCCAACGCCCUCCACCGCCUCGGGCUCUGGCUGUGACCUAAUGCUCCGACCUCCCUCCAGCUCCAUGUAUCACUUUAACUACCGAUCGCCAGCGAGUCCCUUGACCAUGCCGGGAGGCGGCGGCGGAGGAGGACCAGGAGGAGGAGCAGUUGGACCCCCAUCUGGACGCCUGCAUCCGUAUGGACAUUCCGCGGCUCACGGCACGCCGCCUAACUUCUAUCCCAAUAUGUGGUAUCCCAAUGCGCCCUACGGCGCCUCCAGCUCUGGAGGUGGCUCCUCUUCGGUUGCCGGCAGCGGUUCAAUGGCCGGUGGCAGGUACAUGACCUACGCCGGACCAGGAGGACCAAGUCCCGGUCCAGGCUAUCCAGGUCAUCCGGGACAUCCGGCACACCUGCAUCACCCGGGGCAUGCCCUGCACCAUCCGUACCAGCAGCCACAUCCUCACGGGCAUCCGCAUCCCCUUCAUGGGCACCACGUUCAGCAUCCGCAUCACCAGCAUCCGCACGAGACCAUGAUGGAAAUGUUUCAGCUCUCGAAUAGCGGUCGCGAGGCACGCAAUCGAGCUGAGAAAAAUCGCAGGGAUAAACUGAAUGGAUCCAUCCAGGAGCUGUCCACAAUGGUGCCCCAUGUGGCAGAAUCGCCGCGGCGAGUGGACAAGACAGCGGUUUUGCGAUUCGCUGCCCAUGGAUUAAGAUUAAAGCACGCCUUUGGCAAAUCCCUGCUCCACCAGCGGCCCCAGAUCACCGACACACUGAUGAGCAUGCUGGACAGCUUCUUUCUAGCCCUCACCUGCCAUGGCCACAUCCUGCUGAUCUCGUCCAGCGUCGAACAGCACCUGGGCCACUGCCAGACGGACCUUUACGGCCAGAGCAUCAUGCAGAUCACCCAUCCCGAGGACCAGAGCAUGCUCAAGGAUAAGCUCAUACCCACCGAGCUGGAGAACCUCUUCAAUGCCCACGGAGACUCGGAUGCGGAGGGUGAGCCCCGCCAGCGGAGCAAGUCCGAGGAGGACUACAUCGAUCGGAAGCUGCGCGAGGACAGGCGUAGCUUUCAUGUGAGGUUGGCUCGUGCUGGACCCCGAUCAGAACCCACAGCCUACGAGGUGGUUAAUAUCGAUGGCUGCUUCCGGCGCAGCGACGAGGCUCCACGUGGCGUCCGUUCCAAUACGUUGAGCUCCAGCUUGCAGCUGAUACGAAGGACCCGCGGUCGCGACGAUGUCAUUCCACUGCACACGAUCAGUGGCAACGAUAUAAUCUUGACAGCCUGCGCUCGGAUCAUCCGUCCUCCGAAGAUCGUCAACCGCCUGAUCGAUGCCAAUACGCUCGAGUACAAUACCCGCCAUUUGAUAGACGGCAGGAUCAUUGACUGCGACCAAAGGAUCGGCAUCGUGGCCGGCUAUAUGACGGACGAGGUGCGCAACCUCAGUCCGUUCACCUUCAUGCACAACGACGACGUGCGCUGGGUGAUUGUAGCUCUGCGACAGAUGUACGACUGCAACAGCUCGUAUGGCGAGUCCACGUAUCGCCUUUUCACUCGGAACGGUAACAUCAUCUACCUGCAAUCCAAGGGCUAUCUGGAGGUCGACAAGGAAACCAACAAGGUGCACUCAUUCUUCUGCGUCAACACAUUGCUGGACGAGGAGGAGGGCAAGCGACGAGUGCAGGAGAUGAAGAAGAAGUUCUCGGUGAUCAUCAAUACGCAGAUACCGCAGUCCACCGUCGAUGUGCCGGCUUCGGAGCAUCCGGCUCUGCUUGAGAAGGCGGUGCUGCGACUCAUUCAGAACCUGCAAAAGUCCGGGGAAGAUGGUGCCCAGGGCAUGGAGGGUGAUGAGGACGAAGAUGUUGAGGAGGAGGACGACGACGAGGACGAUGACGAAGAUCCCGAUGAUGGGGUACGGAGCAUGUCCGAGCUUGGGGAUUCGUAUAGUCAACACCACCACCAGCAUCACCAUCACCAGCAGCUCCAUCAUAGGCGUUCACAGCACGGAAGCUCAUCGAGUGCUCUGUCCCAUCAUCAUGGUCAAGGCAGCUCCAAGACCCCGCCUCUCGCUCUGGUGCCACCAGAAACCUCCUCCGUCAAGUCCUCGAUAUCUAAGAGCAUCAGUGUGGUGAAUGUGACUGCGGCGAAACAUUUGCGCGGCAUCCAUAGCUCGGCAGCCAAGUCACCUACCGCCUCCCUGUCGUCCAGUUGCACAUGCACUGAAUCCCGAUCCUCCUGCGACUAUUGCCAGGCACCACUCACGCCCGAUCCCCUGCCGAUAGGUUCCAGCCUGAAGAGGAGCACUACGACUCUGUCGGAAGGCGAGGAAAAGCACUCAGCGAAGCGGCGCUUCAUGCCCAGCACUGAAAUCGAGCAUGCCCUGCACACAUCCCUAGAUCAGAUAGGAAGAACGCUGACGCAGCAGCUCAAUGUGGCCAGGAACUUGAGGGAGCAGGGCCAGCGUUACGAGUUGCCGCAUGCCGACCAGCGCUUCGAUGAGAUCAUGCAGGAACACCAGAAGCAAAGCGAGCUGUAUGUGAAUAUCAAGAGCGAGUACGAGGUGCAGUUGCAGAGCAAGGCCGGCGGCGCCCGUAAGUCCCCGGAAACGGAAACGGAAACGCAGCAGGACACAACGGCUCGGGAUCGGGAACAGGACUAGAGAGCUUGAGAGAUACUGAGAGAAUGAGAGCGAGGUCAGCUCUCGACUGAAGAAGGGUUUCAUCGAUGUGAUAACUACUACUGUCCUGGCAGCCAGCUCAAGCCCCAAAAGCGGAUUGUCGCAAAACAAGAAACACACAAGCUC